This is a messenger RNA of Chionomys nivalis (European snow vole), 7262 nucleotides long. It is a transcript of the gene Rap2b, whose product is annotated as RAP2B, member of RAS oncogene family. Gene Ontology annotation, biological process: Rap protein signal transduction; negative regulation of cell migration. NCBI's taxonomy places the organism in Eukaryota, Metazoa, Chordata, Mammalia, Rodentia, Cricetidae. Gene Ontology annotation, cellular component: plasma membrane. The transcript has a single exon. Gene Ontology annotation, molecular function: GTP binding; GDP binding; GTPase activity. Bases 1224 to 1775 code for a protein of 183 amino acids. The record is from RefSeq and is a predicted model, not a curated record.
AUGAGAAAACACUUGGGGGUGUGAGACUCGCAUCCUGGGGCCAAUGAGUUGGGAGUCUGGGAGAGGUAAUUUGAGCUGGCAUGUGGGUGUGCGGUGCGAAACCUUCCUACUUGCAGCCCCCAAACCUUCUCGGCCGACUGAGCAUGCCCUGACUCUAGGUGCGGGAGCCGUGUGCCUUCCGCGAGGCUAGAUCCGCUAGCCGUGUUUUGGCUUCAGCCAAAGGGGAGGUUGCAUGACCCCUCGAAUCCUGCCCCGAAGGCUGCGGUGCCCCCAUUAAUUCCCACCCUUCGCUCCAAGUCCGGACAGGGACUCGGGACGAGUUCUUCGCAAGGAAAGCGAACACUAGGUCAAGUGGGGGCACGAUCUCUGUUGCCUUCCUUGGCCUGCAAAUGUCAUGCAAGUGUGUGACCCGGAGAAGCGUGCACCGAUUGGGGUUCGGCGACUGGUGUCUAUCCGCCUUUGACAGCGCAAGGCGGCGAAAAGGUCACAGCCAGCAACUGCCCGAUGCGCCCACGAGAGGCUCGCAGCGCCCCGAAAGGAGGUAGCUUUGGUCCGGAGCUUUCUACCUACAUGCACAGACUGGAUAGCCCCGUUCCAAGCUUCGCGCCGCCACGCCCAGUCCCGGUUCGCCACACCCUCUAGCCACGCCUCCUCCCGACGCUGCGGAAAAGUCGGAGCGGAGCUCGGGCGGGGCGCCGCGGGCGGCUCACUGGGCAUGCUCGGCGGGGCGGGGGAGGGCCGGGCUGCGCGCGGCGAGUAGGAAGCCCUCGCCCAGCGGAGGCUGCGGGAGAGAGAGAGCGAGCGAUGGGCCGCGGAGCUGGGCGCACGUUCCGCGGGGACACAUGCCACGCGUGUCCCAGCCGGACGCUCAAUUAGCAUCCGCCUCUGCAGCCAGCCGCCACCGCCUCCCGGCCCUCUCGGGCUGCCGUGGAGUGGAGCUCCAGCGGUUCCCUUGCUCCGGCUGCGCGCAUUGUCCUCAGGGUCCUUUUGCCAGGGCUGCUGCGGGGCCCGGGACCCUCGCCCCAGGGACGCGCCCCCGCCACCGGUCGGCCCGGCGCGGGGCUCUGCUAGCCGAUCGGUGAGCCCGCGCUCCCGGGCCGCUCUCGCCGGGGCUUUUCCUGCGGAACGGAGGAAGAGGAGACGUCUACCCGCCCAGCCCAGCCUUCCCCAGCGCGCAGCCCCGACGGGGCCGCGGCAGGCGCGACGAGGGCGCCGACGGAGCCAUGAGAGAGUACAAAGUGGUGGUGCUGGGCUCGGGCGGUGUGGGCAAGUCCGCGCUCACCGUGCAGUUCGUGACAGGUUCCUUCAUCGAGAAGUACGACCCGACCAUCGAGGACUUCUACCGCAAGGAGAUUGAGGUGGAUUCGUCGCCGUCGGUGCUGGAGAUCCUGGACACGGCGGGCACCGAGCAGUUCGCAUCCAUGCGGGACCUGUACAUCAAGAAUGGCCAGGGUUUCAUCCUUGUCUACAGCUUGGUCAACCAGCAGAGCUUCCAGGACAUCAAACCCAUGCGGGACCAGAUCAUCCGCGUGAAGCGGUACGAGCGCGUACCUAUGAUCCUGGUGGGCAACAAGGUGGACCUGGAGGGCGAGCGCGAGGUCUCAUACGGCGAGGGCAAGGCCCUGGCCGAGGAGUGGAGCUGCCCCUUCAUGGAGACAUCCGCCAAAAACAAAGCCUCAGUGGAUGAGCUGUUCGCAGAGAUCGUUCGGCAGAUGAACUACGCGGCACAGCCCAACGGCGACGAGGGCUGCUGCUCGGCCUGCGUGAUCCUGUGAGGCGCCGGCUGCCGCCGGGCGCUGGCCACGCUCUGUGCACAAAGCCAAACACACCCGAUUCUCUUAAUGUGAUUGUCUUCUUGCUUUGAGAUUGGAGACGACUUUGUAUUGGCCGGGAUGUCCGAGGAACCUGGCUGACUUGCGUGGCCAGCAUCCCCAGCCUUCAGCUAGGGUCCGAGGGGGUGUUGGUUCCUGACCAUCCAAGACCCUGAUGGAAAUGUGGCUUUUUUGCAGCGUGUACGUUCCUCAUUGAUUUCGGUUCAUGCAUAAUUUUUCCCGUUUCAGUAGCCAUCAAGGCGCAGUAUUGGCUGCUUGACACCGGCAAGCAAAAGUUUCAAGCCUGAAAAAGAAAAUGGGGGUGGGGAGGUGGAGGAAGUGGAGGGGAAGAAGGAGGCGGUUGGGGGAGGGUUCCCCCAAACAACUGUUCAUAGUUCCAAGUUCUAAACACAAGGAAGGAGAUCUGAGAGAACCAUAUGAAGGAGCCAGAGGAGGGGAAGAAACUUGAUUUUUUUCCCCCUUGUUUUCCAGGAUUAUUUGGAAAUUAAGACCAGGGGUUCCUUUUCUGCCAGCUUGGAAGGGCAACCCAGGGACUGAUUACGAUUCUGAGGAUGUCUAUGCAAAGUUGGGUUCUUGUUACAGUGUAUCCAAUCUGAAGUAUUGCACAUGUGAACUGGGGCUGUUAACACUGAUGCCAAUACAGUGUGGGGUGCCAGGAAAUGUCUGCUGAUAUUUGUGGGAAAAAAAAAAUCUAUUUUGAUUACCUACUGUAUCAAAGAGGAGUGGGGGAGAAUGGUAGUAUUUUUUUUUAAUCAGCUGUGAAAAAAUUGUUAAAAGAUCUGCACAUUUUUGUGUGUGCUAUUAUGUGUGUGUGCGCGCUAUUGUGUGUGUGUAAGUAUAGCUUUUUGUGUGCGUGUGUGGUUGGCAGUGACAGAUUUUUGCUGACUAGCUUUUAAAAAUACAAUACAAAGACUUCGUAAAUGUGAUUCAGGGCCCCCAGCACCCCUGUGUCUGCAGAGUGCCUUCAAACUCAGCUGUUCCAGCCGGUGCCAACCUGUGAAUUCCCACCAUAUCCCAGAAUCUGCUGUUCUGCUGCCCCCAAAACCACUUUAAGUAUCUUCCUGAAAGAGCCAGGACAAAUGAGGCCUGUUAGUCCAUCAAUUGCUUUGUUAAUUUUUAGCUUUCUUAAUGUUAAGGCCAUGUCUCAAGUGUUUUUCUCCCUUUCUUCAUUUUGCUCAGACUUCAGGUUUUAGCUCCCUUUUCUGUUGCAUUUGCAGUGUCUCUGUCAUUUGUCUAAGGUUGUCCUCCAGAAGCUAAGAGCAGAAUUUUGUUGUGAUGUACCAAGAGAAUUCUAACAAAUUGUAACUUUUAAUUCCACUCAUUUGGUCGUUGUCUCUUCAUUUUAAGACUUUUAAUACAAAUGUCAUUUUUAAAGAAACCCCAAACUAUUUGUGUUUUUGUGUUUCAUAUUCAGUGAUGUACAGUAUCCAUGGUAACGGUGUCCGGUGGAGGUGGAUCGGGCCUCCCAGAGUUAUUUGUCGAAUUUUGAAGGUAGAAUUAUUUCAGUGACAAAUUGGAUGACAAUGUUUCCAAGUUUUUAUUUCAAAGUGGAGAAAAUUAUCAGGGCCUAGACAUACCAUCUGACUCCCCAGAGGAGGAAGUGUAUUGAGUCUGUUCUGCUGACAAUGAGCCAUGAACUUCACUGUUAUAGCAAAGGAGAGAAGCCGACUGCUAACACCCUCUUAGGUCUGGGAAAGUUACAUCCAUCCAGGCGAAUCGGGGGUAGCGUUUUAUUUGUCCCGGUUUUGUUUUGUCUGUUUAUGUCACGCCUCAAUCAGAAGUGUUCUUGACUUCGUUCUCACACACUGUCUCAGCAGUCUUUGGAGUGUGUUAGGCUGGCCGUUAGCUCAACCCUUCAAAGAUUUCCUUCGGAACCAAAUCAUUAGAUUCAAAACAAAACAAAAAGUAAUAAACCAUGUAAAGAGGAUUCUUUUGCUCUCUUUAGUUUGUGAAUCAUAUUUGACCACAAGCGUUGUUUCUUUUAACAAGUAGGAGGCAGUGUGCGAGGAGGCAACGUUGUUACUUUUUCUGUGUAUUUUCCUUGGUCUCUCUAGUACAAUAAUCUUAUCUGUAAGAGAUGAUAGCAUAGGUUCCUGAGGCAAAGCUGAAACCUGCAGAGUAUUAAUCGAGGAAUUUACUCUUUGACGGAGCCAAAAGAGAUCACAGGUUUCUUUAAAGUGAUAUCAGUAUCUCUUGCCUUAAUUUUUUUUUUUUUUUUUUGUGGGGGAGGGAGUGAUUUCAUCCAGGUUGCAUUUCACUGUUCCAGUGGGGAGGGAGAACAGUUUGGCCUGUCUUGGCCUUUUAUUUAUUUUCCAACUGUGACCUCAUGCCUCCAUGAGUAUCAAACACAUUCGUUUCUACGUCUGAACAUUGGGACUACUCAAAAUCAUGUUUUUGCAAGAAUGCAUUCUUCCAUUUGAAUAAUUGUGGUUGCUUGAAAAGUCAAUUGAAGUUGAUGCACACAGCCUGAAGAUGUGUCAAGCCCUGUUGGAAGGGUUUUUUUUUUUUUUCUUAAAUGUGUUUGGUGACCUUCUUUUGUCAUUAUUUGGAAGGCUUUGGGCAAAAGCUUUGCCGAGUAUAUGUCUCAUAGGAAAUGCGCGUACUCCGUACAGAAAAUAUUCGAAGGUGGAUGGUGAAAUAGAUUGCUGGUGCACCAAUCGCCUCCACAGAGGGUUUUGUGGAGGUCAAAAGACAGGACAGGUUUUUGUUGUUUUUUUUUUUUUUAAAUAAAACAAAACAAAAACAUGUUUCUACUGAGUACUGUAAAAUAAAUGCUUUUGGAUUGUAAAAUUAAAGCUGCUGCAGGAAAAUGAAGGUCUGAGUUGUUUGGCUUUCGCCUGUGAUAUUCAUGGCAAAACAGAAAUUUGAAGGGUUUUUUUCCUUUCUUGAAACGUUGAAGAACCUCAUCUAGGGUGGUGUGGAGACAAGAACAUUUGUUUCAGUGAGAAAGCAGAGCUGGUUUAACAGCUUAAGGAAGUGAGUCAGGGAGGGUGGGGUUUGUUGUAAUGUAAUCACCUGUCAAAACAAAUUGGGGGGGAGGUGCUUCCUGAGGGAGUGAGAAAUCCUCUAAACUUGACCCCUACUGGGUGUGUGGGUUUGGUUUUUUUGUUUUGUUUUAUUUGUUUAUUGAAACAGCUUUUCUUUGGGCCCCUGACAGGCAGCCCAGUUCUCUGUCACGUCAACACAUUACUUUUCGUUCAUUUGUUAACUCCUCAGGAAGCCUAAAGGUGUCUGCUCAAGUCUCACCCUUUGAUCAUCAGGUAACCAGUUUCCAUCCUAAUGGCUAAGGUAGUUCAUUGACUCACACUGAGAAACCAGGUCUAUUUGAAGAUAGUCUUUAGAGGCUUCCUACAAACGUGAAUACUGCAUAUUUCCACUGGGUGAGAAUCCCAAGUGUCUUCUUGAUUGUGUUUGGGUCGUUUUGUUAUCACUCUACCUUCUAGACGAUGGAAAGUUAUAUGGAGCAGGAGUUUGGAGAAGUAAAUGGGAAAUGCCUUAUCUAUCAUAAAAUAGCCUGCUCCAUAAAUGUGAAGAAAAUCAAGAUUGAAUUUGGAGAUGGCCACUGUGUGUUAAAAUACUAAUGUCUGCCAGUACCUGCUUAAUGGCAGAAAGCUUGCUAAUACAAAUUUUCUCUAGGAAAUGUUACAGGUCUAAAAAUCAAGACUAUGCUAUUCUUGAUUGUGGUCUUUUGUUCAGACUACAAGAAUGAUCUGAAUGCCUUUAGUUGAUUGAUAGGUGAUGGCACUUACCAUGGCACUGGUAAGCGAAGCACUUGAUCUCUCCACAGUAACAUUUUGGUGAUUUGAGACAAUAGGGGUCACCGGUUGGUUCCUGAGGCUCUCAAACUAAAUUGCAUAUAAAAGUCACCCGCAGGUUAAAACAAUGGCUGUGGGUGCUUCCUAUUUUCUUCAGUGGACCUGGAGUAGAUGCUCAUAUCUCAGGUGACAAUGAUGUUGCUGAUUUGAGACUCAAAGAUUAAUCCCCGGCAAUAGCACGUGUCACACUAGGCUCUAUCUAGGGGUUCAGACACUCUGACUUAAGAUCAGCCUUUACAUUUCACAAUGCAGUCCUUUCUGCUGUGGUGAUAAAAUUGUCUCCACAGAAGUUUACUGAAGAGGACAUACUCCAUUGAACAUAGCUUGUUAGGCUGCUGUGUGGGGGUAGAGCUUUCUUUAACUUCACGUAGUUAUCUGAACAGUGCUGGCUGUGAUCUUCAGAGCCAAAUCAGAAGCCAACUCUGAGAAAGUUAUUACAUCAGAUUCAACAUCCAAUUCCUACUCCAUGAAAUAAGCACAAGAUUAAUACCUUUGGCUAAGGGAGCACUUUAAAAUAUUUACCGCUUAUUCCUUUGAAAUUAAAAGGCAAGGACUUUUGUUUUUCAUGUUUCCAAGCAAGGACUCUGAAAAUAAGUUGAGAGAAUUUCGGUAGUCAGGUCACAGUGUACACAGGUGUGUGUUUCCUCCUCGUGUUAGUUGAUCUAAUUCGAAGUCAUAUAAUACACACUACAAAAACUGCUAAACACCUCCGUUUUGCUUUGUAGACCAGGCUGGCCUUGAACUAGUAGAUACCUGACUGCCUCUGAGUGCUUGGAUUGAGGCCUGUGCUACCACUGCCUGGCUUAUUGUGCAUCUCUUAAUGUCCAAGAAUGUUCCCCAAACUCUGUUUUUAAAAAUCUCUGUCUUGGGCUGGAGAGAUGGCUCAGCACUUAAGAGCACUGCCUGUUCUUCCAAAGGUCCUGAGUUCAAUUCCCAGCAACCACGUGGUGGCUCACAACCAUCUGUAAUGAGGUCUGGUCAGCAGGCAUACAAACAGACAGAAUACUGUAUACAUAAUAAAUAAAUAUUUAAAAAAAUAAUAAAAAAAUAAAAAUCUGUGUCUUCACUGACUUAAAAGAAGGGCAAAGUUGAAAUCCAAUGGCAACCAGAGAAGUUGCUUUCUGACAGAUGCCUUUUAGGAGGGGGAGAAGGUAAGGUGCAGAUUUUAGAAGAGUGAAGUUGGGUGAGGGCAGGAGACCUGAGUAAAUGUGUUUUAGUGUGUUCUAGACUGAGAUUGUUUGCUUGCUUUUGUACCUUGCCUCAAUAAUAAUAACAAUAAUAAAUGUUUUGAUGAAAAUAUGUUUGACACACCCUUUGUUGCUCUUAUGGCCACUUUCUUGCACAUCCCUUAUUCUGGAAACUUGAAAUCUGUCUGAAUAGAAGCUGAGAAAUGACUGAAAUGUAAUAGGCUUCUGUUCUGUCUACCGCUGGUAGAGCUUCUGGGAGACUCUAGAAUUCUACCUUACAGAAAAUGAAAGGUUAUUGUAAAGUUUAAUUCAUCUACCUGAUAAGAGAACAUUCUUGUGUUUUGUUCUGAGUUUAAACGCCACUUCAAAUAGUUGCAAACUUUUCUGUGUGAUAGAUAUCUGUAACAGUUGUAGAGGGCUUAAUAAAA